AUUGGAUAUUGGAAUAAAGACGCGCAUUCGUUAACUGUUUGCGUUCCAGAAUGGUUUAUGACGAAUAUAAUUUUUAUGUGACGACGGAUCAAUACUAUUUACGCGCAUGUGGCUGCAACGAUAUAAUAGUUAUCGACCGAGUUUCGCAAGAACUCAGAAUUGAAUUCGACAACCCAGUUAUUCCAACAUUUGCCAAGGCACACACAAUUUAUGGAAUAUGGGGUGUCAUUCGUCUAGUUUCAGGUAAGGGUUCUUUAAACACAUUCAGUCAGGCUUUACAUUUUGGUAAUUACUGAACGCGAAAGGGUCGGUGAAAUAUUUGGACACACAAUCUGGAAAAUAACUAAAAGCGCCAUCUACCCUUUUGCUCGGUCACUACUUCAUCUAACAGACUUUCAGGUAGACUAGCCAUAAUUCGCAUGUACAUGAAAAAUGAUACAUGUGUAUCAUUUUUUUCGAUUUUAGAACCAGGACGAAUCGCUGUACUGUCAAAUGUUAGGUAGUAUUCUAUCUACUGAAGGAUUCUAUUACUCAACCUCAUAUGAUUUGAGUCACACUCUGCAGCGCCUAUCAGAUACUAGUCCGGAAUUCAGGACACGUAGUAUAUAUGAACGUGCAGAUGUGCGCUUUACAUGGAAUAAGUCACUGCUAAGCGAAUGGGAAAGCUUGCUGAAUUCUGCAGCGUCACACAAACCUAAACAGACAACCAGUUGGAAUCGACUGGAUUAUUGUGUACCUAUCAUACAAGGAUACGUUGGGAUAAUAGCUUAUCCCGAAAACCUUUCUAAUAUACCAAACGGAAAUCCUAAGUAUUCACUCAUCUCACGACGUAGUGUCUACCGCACAGGAACGAGAUUUAACACACGUGGAAUUGAUGAAUCCGGCAACUGUGCAAAUACCGUGGAGACAGAACAACUAGUUGAAAUCUCAGGGCAUAGAUUCUCGUUUGUCCAGCUUCGUGGUUCUGUACCAAUAUAUUGGAGCCAAAAGCCAAAUUUAAGAUAUAAACCAGCUGUUCUGCUUGGUGGUAGCCAACUAUCUUCGCAUAUUGCACACUCUAAUAAUGUGCUUGGCAAUGAGAUUGGCAAGGUAAAUGAAGAGAAUUUAGCGACCAUCCAAGCUGAUAUUGCACGACAGCACUUUCACAGUCUAACAUAUGAUUAUGCCUAUGGGCGACAAACAAUAAUCAAUCUGUUAAAUCAGAAGGGUAUGGAAUAUCCUUUGGGACAUGCUUAUGCUCUAGCCACUUUGCCUUUGAAUGAAAAGGAAGUCAAAUAUGAAAGUUUUGAUUUCCAUCGAGAAUGUGGUUCAACUCGUUGGGAUCGUCUUGGUAUGUUAUUGGAAAGACUUAUACCGGAAUUGUUAAGAUCAGGGCAAUUUCAUUUGGAUAUGAAUAAUUCUGCAACAAUUGUCAGUCGUCAAACUGGGACAUUUCGUUCAAAUUGUAUUGAUUGUUUAGAUAGGACAAAUGUAAUUCAAUCUAUGCUGGGUUGGUGUGCAUUAGAGGAGGCUGUCAUCAACCUUGGUCUCUUGCAAGGUUCAGUUUCGCAAACAGCUGAUGCAAGUACUACCUCACCACUGUCUCAUUUGUGGCCGGGAUUUGGAUUUCGUUUUAAAUCGAUUUGGGCUGAUAAUGCAGACUAUUGUUCACUUCAGUAUACAGGGACACGUGCUUUAAAAACAGAUUUCACGAGGACUGGUAAAAGAACCUUCUACGGUAUGUUGAUGGAUGGUUAUCAUUCUGCAAUUCGAUAUUAUUUGAAUAACUUUAAUGAUGGAUUUCGUCAAGAUUCAAUGCAUUUACUACUUGGUCAGUAUAAAGUAUGCGAUUCCAAUGGUAACCCGAAACCAUUGCAUGGACCAGGUGGACUUCGACGUCGUCGAGGCACUUCUGACUCUGAAUGGUUUACACAAUUUCUGCCGCUGAUAUUUAGUUUCACAUUGGCUAUGUCGGUAUUAUGUUGUAUCUUUCCUACAGCUCAUUGGACAGAAAAAGCCACAUAUGUACUCUUCUGGGGAGGAGCUUCCAUCCUUUCAGCUUUUGCAAUAUUCACCUAUGGUGAGGAAUUUGUUGAUCGCCCACGAUUUUGUCCAGAAUGAAAAUAUACAAUCUUAGUUUCAGAUGGAAUAAUGAAUUAAAUACACUAGGAACAUGUUGUGUACUGGAUCCUGUUCGAUUUUUUUCUGAUAAAAAGACUUUCUUACGAUCAAAUUAUACUACUGACUGGUUUGUGAGGUCUGUACUGCUGUUUUUUGUGUACACGACUUAUUCAGCCAGUUCUUACUGACUACUCUCUUUGUGAUAAGUGAAAAGUUUGUCAGCUUGUGUUUAUUUCCUUUUGAUUUCUGUCUUGUUAAUAUUCUGCAUGAGUUGGUGAUGGUAACUUUCAAUUGGAAACGAUACCUUCUUUUCGUAUGCACAGUUGUAACCAUUUUAUCUCAAAUCAUGUUACUUGCUAUCUAUAUCAGUAGUGUGAUAGUGAUAUUUGACUGACUGACGCUUGAUACUUUGUUGAUACGGAGUCUGCAGCUAGUUUUCUAGUUGACACUGUUUUUUCUAAAGGUAACAAUUUGUGAUAUGCAUUAAUGAUGAUAAUAAUAAUAAUAAUAAUAAUAAUAAUAAUAAUAAUAAUAAUAAUGGUAAUAUUACGUCAGUUUAGCGUGCUUCUUUCUCUUGACAUAUUUGAAUAGAUAUUUUCUU
Heterobilharzia americana is the source of this 2701-nucleotide messenger RNA. NCBI's taxonomy places the organism in Eukaryota, Metazoa, Platyhelminthes, Trematoda, Strigeidida, Schistosomatidae. The record is from the annotation of a GenBank genome assembly.